Molecule: messenger RNA, 1035 nt
Organism: Parastagonospora nodorum SN15
Lineage: Eukaryota; Fungi; Ascomycota; Dothideomycetes; Pleosporales; Phaeosphaeriaceae
Exons: 1
Coding region: 1-1035 (344 amino acids)
Cellular component (GO): mitochondrion
Molecular function (GO): oxidoreductase activity
Source: RefSeq, a predicted model, not a curated record
AUGUCUACAACCAUUCGCAAAGUUAUCUACUCCGGCGCUGGAGGCCCAGAAGUUGUGUCCGUCGUCUCCGCCGAAAUCCAGGCACCAGCAGCCAACGAAGUUCAAAUGAAAGUCUUGUAUGCGGGUAUGGGCGGUGCAGACGUAGCAAUGCGUGUUGGCUGCUACCCACAGCAAAAGAGUCCAGUAGGCUUGACUCCAGGCUAUAGCCUCGUUGGAAGGGUUCACCAGAAUGGCGCCAGCUGCUCCAAGUUCAACGACGGCGAUUUGGUCGCAUGCCUUACAAAGUACGAUUCCGAGGCUGAACUUUGCAACUUCCCGGAGAAAUACCUAGUUCCCGUGCCAGAGGGUGUGGAUCUCAGACAGGCCGUCGCAAUGGUGACCGACUGGACGACGGCAUACGGCAUGGCAUAUCGCGCCGCAAAGAUCUCCAAGGGCACGCGAGUGUUCAUCCAUGGUCUUAGUGGAUCAGUAGGCUUUGGCCUUCUUACAUUUUGCAAGAUGCAAGGCGCAGAGGUGUACGGAACCGCUUCGGAGAAGAACCAUGCCAAAGUGCGUGAAAGCGGAGCAACACCAUUUUUAUACUCGGACAAGGAGUGGAUGGUGGCUAUGAAGAACAUGGGGGGUGCUCAUGUCGUCUUCGACCCGCUGGGUUUCGAGUCCUGGGACGAAAGCUGGAGCAUCCUCGCACCAGAAGGCGGACAUUUGAUUGGAUAUGGAGGCAACACCGACAUACUCAAUGGCCGGAAACCACGAAGUCAGAUUCCACAAGUUGCAAAGCUGAUUGCCAAAGGAUUGAAUCCAUUUUGCCCGAACAAAUCGACCUUCUUUUACAUCGACAAGGAUCAGAAAACAUUCGAACCUGAGCUGAGAACACUAUUUGGGAUGCUGGCCAAGGGUGAAGUCACCGUGCCGAUCAGAAACGAGUGGACAUUGGAUGAGGUCCCCGAGGCUCAUCGCACUUGGGCGCAAGGCGCUGGUGUCGGUGCCGUCGUCGUAAGAGUGGCUGAGGAUGCAAGCAUGAUACACUUUGCUUGA